AUGAACUUGUUGGAGUAUCUUCGCUCAAAAACUCAAGUUGACCUCGACACUUUUGAUAUCGAGGUUGAAGCUGCCCGCGAACUUCGAGGCUGCAUUGACUGUACUUCCAAUCAGUAUGAAUACUACACAGAGCUUUCAAAAGACAACAGAAAAGACAUUUUGCAGAAGGCACUCGAGCUAGCCGCCAAAUGGCAUGACAACUUCUCAUCAAUUAGAAUGGAGGAGCUUGCAGUUGAGGCUGCAAUCAUUGCGACUGGAAAGCGUGAGUCGUAUACCUUUACUAGUAGAGGAUAUCUAAUCAGAGAAUUUAUCGACGCAGGAUACCAUGAGUUGUUCACAAUUAUCGAUGAGACCUUCGAUAGGUCUCGAGUCGUGAUGAAAGUCCCAGCGACCUGGGAAGGGCUCCAGGCGUGUCGUGAGCUUCGUGAUCAUGAGAUCAAGACACUGGCCACCACUCUAUUCACCAUGGAACAAGUAGUCUUAGCAGGUGAGGUGGGAUGUGUGUCCAUAUCGCCCUUCCUUCAUGAGCUCAAGGCACUGUUUGAUCAAAGCUAUCACGACGAGAACCCACUUCUUGAAUUAUGCGUCAAAGCCCAAAAAUGGUAUGAGCAGAACUCCCUUCCGACCAGAGUCAAAGCGUGCGCAAAUAUUGGACUGGAUGAGAUUCUCCAAUUGGCAGGGGUUGCGGCGUUUACUGUCGUCCCUGAUGAUCUUAGACUGUUAGCGUCGACCCGGAAGACAGAUGAAGAAUCUGUCAAUGUGUCCCUAUUCGCUGAGCAGUCGCAAGAAGGAUCGAAAAUCGAAUAUCCUUCUUACAUAGACGAAGAAGAGAAAUACCGAUGUGACUUUGCCUGCGUGGACGAGGGAAUGGCACAACUGAAACUGGCCCAGGCAAUCCAGAUAUUUUGCGAUUUCCAGAGUAAGGCCGAAGCAAUUGUGAGAGCGGCAAAGGAAAGAGAUGCGUAA
Aspergillus steynii IBT 23096 is the source of this 966-nucleotide messenger RNA. Its product is annotated as aldolase. Bases 1 to 966 code for a protein of 321 amino acids. Lineage: Eukaryota; Fungi; Ascomycota; Eurotiomycetes; Eurotiales; Aspergillaceae. Gene Ontology annotation, biological process: carbohydrate metabolic process; pentose-phosphate shunt, non-oxidative branch. The record is from RefSeq and is a predicted model, not a curated record. Gene Ontology annotation, cellular component: intracellular anatomical structure. Gene Ontology annotation, molecular function: transaldolase activity. The transcript is spliced from 6 exons.